Molecule: messenger RNA, 657 nt
Organism: Trichophyton rubrum CBS 118892
Lineage: Eukaryota; Fungi; Ascomycota; Eurotiomycetes; Onygenales; Arthrodermataceae
Product: GTP-binding nuclear protein GSP1/Ran
Exons: 5
Coding region: 1-657 (218 amino acids)
Biological process (GO): ribosomal subunit export from nucleus; protein import into nucleus
Cellular component (GO): nucleus; cytoplasm
Molecular function (GO): GTP binding; GTPase activity
Source: RefSeq, a predicted model, not a curated record
AUGGCUGCUGUGCCUGAAGAGAACAUACCCACCUUCAAGCUCGUCCUUGUCGGUGACGGUGGUACUGGAAAGACCACCUUCGUUAAGCGUCAUCUUACUGGCGAAUUCGAGAAGAAAUACAUUGCCACUCUCGGUGUCGAAGUUCACCCACUGAAGUUCCAGACCAACUUGGGUCCGAUUAAGUUUGAUGUCUGGGAUACUGCCGGUCAAGAAAAGUUUGGUGGACUCCGAGAUGGAUACUACAUCAACGGCCAGUGCGGUAUCAUCAUGUUUGAUGUCACUUCCCGUAUCACCUACAAGAACGUCCCAUCCUGGCACCGUGACCUUGUCCGUGUCUGUGAGAAUGUCCCAAUUGUCCUCUGUGGAAACAAGGUCGAUGUCAAGGAACGUAAGGUAAAGGCCAAGACCAUCACUUUCCACCGCAAGAAGAACCUUCAGUACUACGACAUCUCCGCCAAAUCCAACUACAACUUCGAGAAGCCAUUCUUGUGGUUGGCCAGAAAACUUGUUGGAAACCAGGGUUUGGAAUUCGCCGCCGGCAUUGCUCUUGCUCCUCCAGAGGUCAACGUUGACCUCGCUGAGCUCCAGAAACAGGAACAGGAAAUGAAGGAGGCUGCCAGCAUGCCUCUGCCAGACGAGGAGGAUGCCGAUCUGUAA